UUUAUAAAGAAAGAGAGACUGCGUAAUCAGGAAACAUAUUAUGUUGGGGGUUUUUUAUUAUUUUUUUGCAGUGAGGAUCUCAGGCGUUGGUUUCUUCAACAAGAAAUGGAUCUCUUGCGGUAUCGCUUCAAUGAACUAACUGAGAAUUUAAGACAGAAAUUCCUGGAAUAUGUUAACUUAUCAUUUGAAGCUGUAA
This is a messenger RNA of Apaloderma vittatum (bar-tailed trogon), 196 nucleotides long. RefSeq names its product DNA primase large subunit-like. The transcript has a single exon. The annotation marks the transcript as partial. NCBI's taxonomy places the organism in Eukaryota, Metazoa, Chordata, Aves, Trogoniformes, Trogonidae. The record is from RefSeq and is a predicted model, not a curated record.